Messenger RNA from Vicugna pacos (alpaca), 2036 nucleotides. The record is from RefSeq and is a predicted model, not a curated record. NCBI's taxonomy places the organism in Eukaryota, Metazoa, Chordata, Mammalia, Artiodactyla, Camelidae.
UCUGAAAGAACUCUGAUACUGAAGGGAGUGGUUUUCUAAAGUAUGAUUCCAUUCUUCCAGAAGAGCCAGGGAACUGUGUUGGCUUGGAAAUAGUAGAAGUGCCACGACUGUGCGUCUUGCAGUGAAACAGCUGUGUACAGGCGAUCCCCAGAACUCCCCCGGGCAGCUUCAGACCCUAUUCAGAGACGGGCCAGUUUGAAAAACAGAACAGUUGCACAGUUACCCUGUUGCCAGCCUCAUACAGGAAUCAGUAUAAGUCAUACUUCUCUUUAGAUUGUUUUAAUUUCACGGAGAGCUUGUGUCUCUUGAAGUGUGUGAAACUACAGUGGGGCAGACCGCCUUUGAUGUUCCUGGAUUCCAAGCUGUGGAGAAGCCACUGCGGGCUACACAGCUCUGGCAUUCGUCAUUGUGACUUCUGCCCCAAGCAGACGGAGGCCCAGCCUGGGCCCCGAGCCUGCUGUUUUCCCAUCACCCCGUCCCUGCCCUUCUGGGAUGAGCGCAGGGUCAGUGCGUGCCCUCUGCCCCCCACCCCAGCUUUCUCAGUGAGGGACAGUAACGGGGGCUCCCUGAGUUGCACCUUCCAGCAGCCAGGAAUCCUUCCCACCCUGAGAGGGGCCCCCACAGACGUCCCAGCCCAUUUAGAGCCUGUGCUCCAAGUAAAGGCGGGAAACGGAGCAGACCCAGAACGGCUGACUGGGGUGUUUUUCAUCUUCCAAAGCCGCAAUGGCAUUUGUGUGAUGAGUCCUUUGAUUUAAAAAAAUUACACCCCUAGGAUGGCAAGUAAGUGAACAAACAGAAAUAAAACCCAUUUGAUAGUGUAGCAGGCCUGGAGGUGGUGUCGUCGCCUCGUGUCCGAGAAACCCAGUGCGUGCGAUGUGGGUGCGGCUCGGCGCCGCCCCGAGUGCUCUGGCUGCUUGGGUUCCUGGCAUGCUGAUUUGUGACUUAAGAUUAAAAUCACAUUGCCAGGGAUUACCACGCAACCAUGACCCUGGCUGCUCCUCCAGAAGCCAUAGUUACCCUCUCUCUGCAGUUCGGGAAACAGAUGCAUCUCGUAGCUCCUCUCUGGAAACAGAAGAAGCCGACGGCCCUGGAAGAUGCUCGCCGGCCCUUUCAUUAUGCCCAGCCGACGACCUCUCUGACGAGGUGCAGAGCUUAGCUGAUUGGUGAACAGUGACUGGUUUCCGCUUUGUUCACAGUGGCUAAGUUCUGCACCUGAAGAGAAGUCCAGGCUCUGUUUCCUGCAGCCGCCCCCGGGACGAGGCCGAGCCAGCCCCCAGCUGAGGCACUGCUUCUCCGGCUGUCGAUUGGACCCGCCCUCCGGUGCCUACUGAGCUGAUAUCAGUUCUCAUUUUACACACUGGCUCAGUUCAGCAGGAACAGGAGUCGAGCCCUAGAGCAAAAGCCUUCCUGUCUGUAAGUGCCCAGAGGCUCGGGAGCCGGGACUACAGCCACGCGAGGACGGGCCGAGAGUGCGCGGCGGGGGCGCCCCUCCAUGUGUGUCCUGUGUGCGGGGAACGUGGAGUCACAGAGCUGUUCUGACACGAGAGGAGGGAGCUUCCGCCCGCCAAGGCGGAGUGCGUGUGUGGCGCGGGCAGUGCACGCCCCUGUCACGGUGCAGUGUGGCCCGAAAGCAGUCCAAGUGAACGCGGACGUGAAACGGGCUGCCUUCCUAGCGCCUGUCUGUCCUGUGAACGAAGACCACGUUACGGCCGCCGGCUUUCACAGCCGUGUGCGAGCGAAGCCAGGUGGCACAUGGUCCAGCUGUAAAGCCCGUUCUCGGGGCUGUGAGAUGUGGCCGGUCCCCUCCUGUCCUCCGCUCGCAGCCCUCUCUCCAGAGCCGAGAGCACCAGGCACGCAGAGUGGGACCAGGAUCGCAUUGACCCUGGACAUCAAAGGAAGGAUUAUGGGGCUGCUAAAGCCAUCAGCCGACAGCCAUGUGCAUGCCUGGAGUGACUUCCCCAGAGGCUCUCACAGUGGAGCUCGUGUAAAAGGCACGUCCUGGUAAACGGUCUCCUCAGGGCUGUGUGACACCUGUG